Durusdinium trenchii is the source of this 2620-nucleotide messenger RNA. The record is from the annotation of a GenBank genome assembly. Lineage: Eukaryota; Dinophyceae; Suessiales; Symbiodiniaceae.
GUUGCUUCCAGAGGUGCUCACCCCAUUGGUGAACGAGAUCAUGGAAGGUGCAAGUGCUGACAGAAAGGAUGUCAGGUCGCAAAGGGUGAAGGCCAUCUUGGAGAGCAACUGCGGCAAAGAGCCGCUGGAGAUUGCAAACAUCCUGACACGGAAGUACCAUGAGCUUUACAGUGAGAGUGCCCCUGAUGAGAUGGUUUGUGCCCCCGAAGGCUGUAGGAGUGAUCACCAUGUAGAGGGGCCGGAGGCCGGCCGUCAUCACGGGGUGAUCAUUCGUUGGGUGUCGGGGGAGUGGCUGCAAUGGCGCAGUGAUGGAGGCAUCUAUGUGGGCGAUGGAUCCAAAAGGUUGACCGCAAGCCCGUUGGGGCAGGCAAAUCGUGACCGACUGGACACCAGAGUGGCACGACGACUCUUAGAAGGUCGGCCACUCUACAUUGAUGAGGGUGACAGCUUGGAGAUGGCUCAGAGCACGGUGGACUAUUUCGGUCUGAGAGGCGGAACAGGGCAAGGACCACGGCAUGGAGGGAGAGAAUAUUAUCAGCAGGUUGAGGCGUUCCUGGAGGGAGCUAUGACUACUCUUCAACUGGGGAUCGUGCUCAAGGAGAUGGUGAGAGUGCGACCCUCACUCCUUGGGACAGCAGUGAUCCUGAUGGAGCUGUGCGCAGUGGGGCCCUUGGGUAGUUCACAGCCCUUCCAGGAAGUGCUGCCAUUGCCUUUGCCUGAUGACACGGAGGCCGAGAUUGAAGUUCGCCGGGUGCUUGAGAAGGUCAGAUUGAGACAGCCGGAGGCUGGGAGCAAGGAAUCCUUGGACAACUGGGUCCCAGUCGCGGGUGUGGAUGCAUGGGUUUGGCUCCAAGUAGUGCUGCUCAACUACAUGUACAUCGGGAAGGACAGGCUGCUGACGCAGACUUUGUUCCACUCCAAAACAUUGCUUGAGUGCCAAGUUCCCGUGAUGGAGAAGUUGAAGUGGAAUGCGAGAACCUUUGGUGCAGACAGCGAAAUGGGGAGGCUGCUUGAUGACAUGCUGCAGAUUGCGGGAUGGCUGAAAGAAGCAGGUGAGCUCCCAAAUGAACGGCCAUGGAGUGUGAUUGAACUAUACGAGAACGUUUUCUUUGAUGCCGCUGACGCGCGGAUUGUCGGAGCGAAGAUGCAAAUGAGGCCUUUGAAGACGUGGGCGCAUGAAGUUGGGUGGACGCGUCGUCCGAGGCAAUUCUGGCUAAGAGGCUUGGCACUGAUAUCAGGGAAAGACCUCACCAUAGAAGAAAAGAGCGUUGGUGAGGAGGAUGCCCAUGCAGAAGUGCACUUUGAAGCAUGUUGGCCUGCCCUUUGGAAAUUCGUGGAGCCUGCCACCGCACGGCUUUGCGACACCGAUGACCCCUUCCCAUGUUUCACUCGGCCGAUCAAACGGGAGCAGCCUCCACCGUCGCCUGCAGGCCUUGAACAGGCUUCUGAAAAAGCCCUUCGUCGGUGGAAAGGCGAUGCGUACCGACUUCCUCCCUAUGCGUAUGAAGAUGCAUGCCUUGUAAAGGACAAAGGUGGUCCUCGUCGGCUAAAGGCCAUGGAGCAGGAGGUGGCACUGCAAAGCCAGAAAGCCACUGGGUGGACCGAACGCUUUGGAGCAACUGCUGGGACCUGGGAAGGGGCCAAAACCGUGCGAGAUCUAAUUGGGCAAAAGCAGUCGAACUUCGAGUGCUCGAAUGCAGGGACCUUUGACGCGACUCGCCGCCGUGCUGCUUGCCACUGGAAUGACCUUGGUGUUGGGCUGGGUCCAAUCCGCGCUGAAUCCAGCGGAUGGCCCAAGCCGGUGGCGCGGCAGAGCUUAGAGACCAAUGCCGGACUUGCGACAAAAGGCGUCGCAGGCAGCAAGAAAGGCGAGGAGAGCCAGAUUGGGAAAUCCGGCGACCCCAAAGGAUGGGCCUCAGAUUGCCUGUCAGGACUUGGACAUUUCAUCCCACCUUGUAAACCAUGGCUGGUGGGUGCAUGGCGUUUGCACGCCGCGUGGGGCCGAGCGGAGCUGCCGUUACGUGCGGCUCCAUUCACACCCCUGCUGGUGUACUCCUUGGCUGAACUGGCGCAUCGGCGUCAUUGGAAUGACACUGCUGUGUUGUUGAUUGUCGGUUUUUGCAUGUUCCCACGGUCUGCUGAGCUCUUCUCCGCUUUGAAAGGUGACUUUGUGUUUGACCAUAAAAGAUCUGCAGUGUGGAGCCUGCCUUUAACUAAGUCAGGCCAGCGCACGGGCGCGAAAGAGUCCUUGGUCGUUCGUGACCGCUGGGUUGUCUCCCUUUUGCGAUCAUACCUUGAGCAUUUGUCGCCUGGAGAUAAGCUCACUAGAGUGUCUGGCCAGACUCAACGGAACCGUUUGAAAGUCCUCACAGAGGAUGCCAAUCUGGCUGGGAAUUUUCAGUGGUACUCUUGCCGAAGGGGCGGGGCCACGCACAUGUUUCGGAUGACCGGCAACCUGUCGCAAGUGUGCCAUGUUGGUCGCUGGAAUAGCCCUAAGACGGCCCGCAUAUACAUCUCAGACGCUGUCGCAGCAUUGGCUGAGAUAGACCUUGAGACCUCGCAUAGGCGUAGGCUCACAUUGUUGGCGGCUCAUGCACGUCCAGACUGGGACACAAUCUAA